UGGCUUCGUUAUCUUUUCUCCUCACGUAGCGGAGCUUCGUCAACUGUCAACACGGAUUGUGGACGAAAGAAACCUGCGCCACUUUUCUCCCCCACUGAAAAAAAAUGACACAAGGGGCGACACUUCAUUUACCCACAAUUUCCCCGGAAUAAAACUUUGUAUUUGACUUUUUUUCUGACUGUGGUUAACGUCAGGGUUUUGGACGGAGGGAUGCCGGUGGAGAGCGGGAGCAGCGCCGCCGCCCGCCAGGCCAAGCAGAAGAGGAAGUCUCACAGCCUGUCGAUCCGCAGGACCAACAGCACCGAGCAGGAUCGCUCCGGCCUGCAGAGAGACAUGCUGGAGGGACAGGACUCCAAACUGCCUCUGUCUCUGAGGAGCAAUCUAAUGGACAUGUUCAGUCAGAUCGAGAGGGAGUUUGAAAACCUCUACAUAGAAAACCUGGAAUUACGCAGAGAAAUCGAAACGCUCAACGACCGUUUGGCUGCAGAAGGACAGACUUUCGAAGGGGCAGAUUUAGCCAAAGGAGCCCUGAAAACAAAAGCGAGUCAUAGCACCAGCCAGCUGUCACAAAAACUAAAGACGACCUACAAGGCUUCCACAAGCAAGAUCGUCUCCAGUUUCAAAGCAACCACGUCCAGAGCCGUGUGCCAGCUGGUGAAGGAGUAUGUCGGCCACAGAGACGGCAUCUGGGACCUGAGCGUCACCAGGACACAACCUGUGGUGCUCGGUACUGCGUCUGCAGACCACACUGCGAUGCUGUGGAGCAUUGAGACGGGAAAGUGCCUCCUCAAAUAUUUGGGCCAUCAAGGAUCAGUUAACUCCAUCAAGUUCCACCCCACUGAACAGAUGGCUCUAACAGCCUCUGGAGACCAGACAGCUCACAUCUGGAGAUACAUGGUGCAGCUGCCUACUCCACAGCCUGUUGCUGAUAUCAGUCAGACUCCCUGCGAAGACGACGUGGACUUCUCGGAUAAAGACGAGGCCGAUGGCGAGAUCGAGGGUCCAAACGACUGUCCUUCUAUCCGCGUGGCGACCACGACUCUGCGCAGCCAUCAGGGCGUGGUGAUCGCUGCCGAUUGGCUGGUAGGAGGCAAACAGGUUGUGACGGCCUCUUGGGACCGAGCCGCUAACCUGUAUGACGUGGAGACCUCAGAGCUGGUCCACUCACUCACUGGCCAUGACCAGGAGCUGACCCACUGCUGCACACAUCCCACCCAGCGUCUGGUGGUCACCUCAUCCAGAGACACCACCUUCAGACUGUGGGACUUCAGAGACCCGUCCAUCCACUCUGUCAACGUGUUCCAGGGACACACAGACACGGUGACGUCUGCUGUGUUCACGGUGGGAGACAACGUGGUGUCUGGGAGCGACGAUCGAACCGUCAAAGUGUGGGACCUGAAGAACAUGAGGUCGCCCAUAGCAACCAUCCGCACAGACUCCGCCGUCAACAGGAUCAGCGUGUCGGUGAACCAGAGAAUCAUCGCCCUUCCUCACGACAAUCGGCAGGUCCGGCUGUUCGACAUGUCCGGGGUGCGACUGGCUCGGCUCCCACGAAGCAACAGACAGGGUCACCGGCGUAUGGUGUGCUGCUCCGCCUGGUGUGAAGACAACGCCUCCUGCAACCUGUUCACCUGCGGCUUCGACCGGCAGGCCAUCGGCUGGAACAUCAACAUCCCCGCCCUGCUGCAGGAGAAAUGACCUCCACCUCCUCCCGCUGUCUCCUCACAGUGAAACUCCACCCAAAAGUCUGUCUCUGGAGCAUCAAACACUCACAUCCUGCAGGCUUAAAAGACGGCGUUAAAAAAAGGGUUUCAUGCUUCUUUUUGUCUGUGAACACUUUGUCACAUGUUGUUGUAACCGAUAUAAGAUCACUUUGACUUUUAACAGCCGUCUUUUGAGUCUACAGGAGGUCAGUAUUUGACGGGUCUGUCCUCCCCCAGACUUGAGGGGCAGGAAAAGAAAAAGGACUUGUGCUCGCUGCCUGAACCUGUCACGCUGUCUAACUCACCACGCCAAUAAACACACAACACAUUUGUGUGGUGGGGUUUAAGCGAUUCCUCGCCAUCCAAAAAAAAAAAAAAAAGUACCACUGAUGAAAAAAAGCACAAAGACGUAACACGGGAGGUUCUUCUUCGUCGUCUUGGUUGAAAACUAAAAUGCAUUUUGCUGACACUGAAGUUAGAUAAGUGAGCACAUAUCUGCUUAAAGCUACAAUAGAGGAAAUAUAAUCUGUGCCACUAACAGCAGAUUAUUGUUUGGACCAGGGUGGCAGUCUGAUGCUGAGUUAUUGGCAACUCGAGAAAGAAGCCCUCACUCUUACUCUGAGGAACUGACCCUAAAAUCUGCUUCUGGAAAUAACUUGACAAGACAUGCAGUGUCUAAAUUGGGUUUGGAUAGUUUUGGUGAGCUUGUUGUUUUUAAAAGUGGAUUUUCCCUUGAUUCCAAAAUGUUUUGGCUUCACAUCUGUAAUACACAUAAUACUGUUACAAUCACUUUAUCAGAGUAGGAGUUUUUUUUUUUUUUUUUAAAUCACAUUUCGGAACAAAGCUCUCGUCUUAUUCGGUCCCUCCAGGAAUAUGUGAUCACAACAAUUCAACCAGUCCCUGUGAGUUCUGCACGCCGUUGCAGUUUUGUCCAUAACCGCAACUUUUCCCAAAAAGCUGACCUAUUAUUGUAGUUUCCUGUCAUCUGUCACCAAACUCGCUUCCUGGUUUGUAGUUGUGACCAUGCAGACGUACGACGCAAGGUCUCACAUUUACCCUCAUAAUCCUGAUGAAGCCUUUUUGGUUUCUUGGAGCAUUUCGAGAGUUCUUACCUGAAAAUCACUGGAACAACUUAACCUUAAUUUUUAACAAAUUAUACAAAAACAAAUCACAACUAAUUGCAAUUAUAUAGAAAAUCUGCAGUGAAAUCAGACAUUUGAGGCUGCAACAAUCCCCAAAAAAAGCCCAGGAAACCCUGGAGGGACUGCUUGUUUGUCACAGCUCGAUAUGGAGUCUGUGUGUGAUACAGUAAUGCACUUUUUCUGAGCAUUAAUACCAAUAGCUGUUACCUUUGCAGUUUCUGUAAAUAUCCAAGCACAGCUAUACUUUGGCACGUAACCCAAAGGGCUUUCAUGGUCCUAUUCUGUAGUAAAAACUAAGGUGGCUGAUAAAGGAACUGAAAUUGGCUGAUUUCUCUUCUGUGCUGACCUAAAAGAAACUAUGAGUAAAACACUUCCUGUGCUGGCUGUGGUGCUUCGUUAGGACUAGAAUGGUUUCUCUCCAGUGUGGAUACGCUUGUACUGCUGGUAUGUUGUUGGAAACAGUAGUGUCGUAGUGAUAUCACUAUUCUGGGCGGCUUUCAGACUGAACCUGAACAUUCAGUCACUCAGAGACACUAUAUGUGACAUUUUUACUACUAUUUCCAAUCUACAUUUUCAAAUGUUAGUUAAUUCCACAACAAAUAAAUCACUGUUAAAACAUAAGUUAAUUAUAACUUACUAGAUAAAUCAAAGUGAAGAUGUAUUAAAUGGUUCAUCUUGACUUCCUUUAGGUACCUUUACUGACUUAAAACACAAGAAAACUAAACAACCACUCAAAACUUUCAUCUUUACAGGAAUGAAGAAAUCCUGCGUUAUUUUUAAUCUGAUUUGUGAUUAAAUUAUUUAACACAUUUUGCAAACUUUUGAGUGAUUUAAAUGUUUGUGUUCUGGUUAAAAGCCGACCAUGAUAUAGAUAGUGGGGGGGCUUUGGUCAAAUGAGGUGCAAGCUACUGAAUUUGAACGAGUAUGGCUUCUCUCUAGUGCGGAUGGGUUUUCUCCCAGCAUUGACACUGGUUGUGACCUCUCUUCAGUUUGGAUAUGUUAAUAAUAAUAAUAUUAAUAAUGAAAAUGAUGAUAAUCUUUAUUUAUAUAGCACUUUUCAAAACAAGUUUACAAAGUGCUUCAAAAUACACGGUGCAAUUACAAAUUAGAAUAAGUUCAAUGCAGUAAAUAGAAACAUUGAUAAAGUGAAUAGUGAAUGAAAAUCUUACGAAUAAAUGAGUAAAAGCAUAAAGCAGAAAAAUAAACUAAUUUAAAGCCAUUUUAUAAAAAAAUUUGUUCUAAAAGCUUGUCUGAUUCCCAAUGGAAGUUUUAUUGUGGAGCUUUUGCUGGAGACAGAAGCAUGAAUGAGAGUUUUUGUAUCGCUGAAUGAAAGAAAUUAUCUAAUACUCCUAAUUUGACCCGUAGCUGAUUUGGUGAUAUGUCUCAAGUGAUUUCUGGCCUCAUGGGUUCGCAGGAAGCUCUGGGAAACACCAUCACCUCAGUUUUGACAUUGUUCAGCAUUAAGAAGUUUCUGGACAUCCAAGAUCUUGAGGCUGCAAGACAGGCUGUGAGUUAGGUAACAGGCGAGAGAGGGUCUGGUGGAAAAUAGUGUAUCGUCAGCAUAAAAUAGAAAGAAAUAUUGGACUUGAUCCAGUAAAGGGCCAAGAAUAGACCCUUAGGAACACCGCAGGGGAUAUUUGCGCAGCUAGAGGAGACUUACCCAACUGAUACAGAGGUUCUGUCACUUAGGUAAGAUUUAAACCAGUCUAGAGCAGUCCCAGUCACACCUUCCCAGUUCUCCAGUCGACCAGUUAAUAUCCCUUAAGAGAAUAAAACGUCACUAAACUUUUAGAAGUGCACUUUCUGUACGAUGAUGAAUUAAAAAACAAACUGAAACUCCUCUCACAUCAGCCCCAAUAUGUCAGCUUCCUCUCCUGUGUGACCUCCCACAUGAUCUUUUAUGUAGAGUUGUUCCGUUACCAUUAUCGGAAAUUCCCCCGUCUAAAAUAUUUGGUAUUGGCGCGUACGCUCGUCUGCAAACCGAUCGAAUCUUGCUACUUCCUAACAGUGUCCCGUUGACCCAGGAUAGUGAAUUCAUGACCCGUCCUACUCUGAGAAAGGAUUAAACCUGAGCCAGGCCAUACAAAGAUGACAGCAAUCAUAUAAGUUUAGUGGUAUGUAUCAGCUCUCAUUAUCGGCCGGUACACAAAGAAAAAAAAGGGAUCAGAACAUCUGUACUUUUAUGUGAUUGGUCACUCUGCUCGCGGCGUUGGCGUCUGGAUCUCACUGUGUUUUUGUUUCCGUAAAGCCAUGAACCAGCCACUGUGUGUCUAGUAGACAAAAAAAAAGUAAACUCCUUGACCUGUUGACAGUUUAUUGUUAGAAGCUGAUAAAUGUUUUACCCUCUAAUCCCGUGUUUCCACUGCGCGGUACGACUCGACUCUACUUCGUUUUCCACUGCAGAUCAUCACAGCGUCGUUAUUCCAGCAGUUGGGAAACAACACACAGAGCUUCACUUUGGGAAGCUGCGGCCUUUAUUGGUUGACGCACUGUAACCUACACUGUACAUUUACUGCCAGAUCGACAACUUCACUGUUCUCUUUCUCCACUGCACUGCUCGAGUUCACCGUCACUGUCACAGCACUGAGGUACUGUUAAAAAGAUAGGUACCAGGUUUAACCAGGAGAAACCAAAAGAGUGAGUAGAGGCGAGUCGUACCAUGCAGUGGAAGGACGGGUUAAGAUCUGUGUGCAGGGAGGAAAGGUGAUUUUUUCGUCUCUUAAGAGCAACAAGUUUCUCUGAAGCAGUGGACACAAACAGGAAAAUGUAAAAAGGGUCUUGUUUAGCUUCAAAAAGAGGCUUCAGGGAGUUUGGUCGACUGGUCUCUUAAUAAUGAAAGUAUAUAACGAGAGUUAAAUUUAAAUUACAUUUUUAAUGACUCGACUCAUUAAAUAGAACAUUUUAAAAUUGUGCACUUUAAAUAAUAAGUGAGACUAAUUCUAACCAGUUUUCAAGAGUAUUGUCUCAUUUGUCCAUUAAGAUCAAUUUUAAUUUAAAAAAACGCAGAAAAACUACAGAUGAAUCUGCUUUAACAUACGGUGUCUAUUAACACUGUGAUAAUUAAAGUAACCAUUGGACCAAACUGAACCUGUGGAGUCCUUUAAAGGUCCGGUGUGUAACAUUUAGGAGGAUCUAUUGGCAGAUAAUAUUCACAGGUAUGUUUUUAUUCAGUAUAUAAUCACCUGAUAAUAAGAAUUAUUGUUUUUGUUAUCGUAGAAUGAACCAAACACUCUAGAUUGGACCUUUUGCGGCCACCGUAGUUUCUCCUACAAGCUUGAAAAACGUACACAAAUCUUACACUGGUCCUUUAAAGUAUGAGUAAGUAUGAUAGUGAGUUCUCAUGAGGGCUUUUUUUCUUGCAGAUUAAAAAAUAAAUAAUGGAUAAAAAAAAAUGUAAAACUGGUGUCAAUUUUGAAAUAUUUAGCAACUGAUGUUGAAUGAAACAUUUCCCCGUGAUGUGCCGCCCUGCUGUUGUACUAAUACUUGACAUGAUUGUAAAAAAAAAAAAAACACCCCCACCUCUUUCUUUAGUCAAUCGCAGUGCCCUUUAGUCAUUAGUGUUGAAACACUGUUGUGGAGAAUUUUUUUGUUACGGUACUUUUAAAACUAGUGAAAAUCUCUGCUGUCACCUGCUUUGCUUUCCCACUGCCACUAAAAUAGUCUGCCAAAGCUGCAUAUAAGUAAAUGGGAGAGGCUGUAAUGUGUGUGUGUGUGUGUGUGUGUGUGUGUGUGUGUGUUGACAUGAUUUCACUACAACACGAGAACAAAGUCUAGUGUGUCUGUCCGUGUGGUGAAUUACAGAUCGACGUCUAAAUAAGUGGUUAAUGUUGUGGUUACCAGGCGGCUCUACGUUUCGCCUGCUGUACAACCGUCGUACCACUGUCGUACGUGUGUGUCUUCAAAGGUUAACGGCGGUAACACGAUGAACAAGCACACAGUUUAUUUCAACCUGAUUGUUUCUGAGUCUAGCUGUUAGCCGUGUCGAGGUGGUUUGUAACUAAAAGUGUUCAUUGGAGCAACUACAUUGACGUGGUGAUGGGUAGAAACGUGAAUAUCCACAGUUUCUAUGUGUGUGAACACUUUACAGCUGCCUUUUUGCAGCGUAUUAGCCGAGUGAAAUGUGUUUCUAACAAUAGAAAAUUGAUUAUUAUUAUGAUAAAUACCAUGUUUGAUGAAAUUAAUUCGAAUUUUGACAGCAUCAAGAUAAAAUAAAUGAAGAUUUUUCACUAAAUUAAAGUGAUUACUUGUCAAAAGGCAAAUGUAAAGUGUUAAAAACCUCCUCUCACUUUAAAACCAUAACAUUUGUAUCAUAUAAAUUGUAAUAUAUGAGGAAAGUAGUUGGUUUGGCUGUAUAGUGUAUUUCAACUGCAGCAGUUUUAUUAGCCUUUAUAACUUGAUGAUCCUGCAUUUGUUUUUAUUUUGUAUAAAUCCAUUUUUAUUGCUUCAUGAUGGAUGAUUUUAGUUCAUCUGUCGAAGGCUUUACACUCACACAAGUUCACUUUGUCAUUUUUACCAGGGAUGGUGAAUGUAAUGUCUUUGUUUCUUGGUCCAAAAGACUCAACUUUCCUAUAAAAACAAGUUUAAAACUAUUAGAAUUAUCAGGUUCUUUUGCUAGUAGUUAUUUAUAUUAGUUUUCAGGUGUGAUUGUUUUAUAUUUUUUACUGUAGGAACAUUUAAGAUCCCGUUUAUUUCCUCCAGCUGCAAUGAGAUAUUUUUAAAAAAACAACUUGCGACCAGAGACCGUUGAAGUCGUCCCUGGUUUAACUGACAAAACAUUUAGUUUGUGUGAAGAGAAUUUAAAAGCUGUGUGUGUGUGUGUGUGUGUGAAUGUGUGAGUUUUAUCCGAUGUUGUUUCCUUUCACUGCACUUGACUUGCAUUUUGUACCAACACUGAGCCACUCUGCUGCAGAUGUUGAUAAUUCACCUGUUUUAACCGAGUUGUUGGAGCCACACUGUUCACGUUGUCAGUCGCACAUUAAAACCAGAUCACGUCAUCGUCACUGAGCGUCUGCCAUCUUAAAUCCACCGUCUUAAAGCCUUGUUAAACUGUGGCUCCUUUGGUGUUAACAGUGUUUUGUGUGGUUGAUGUAAAACGACAGACGCCACAGCUCAGUUCUCAGAAGAAAAGAGAAAAAAAAAUAAAAGAUGAAAACCUGUUGGAUCGACUUGACAGCAGUUUUGUGGAUUAUAGCUGUGUAAUAAUAAGGAACAAGCGUCUGCUUGUGAAAUCAAAAUAAACCAACUGUGCUGUUUGAA
Dicentrarchus labrax (European seabass) is the source of this 8101-nucleotide messenger RNA. Its product is annotated as WD repeat-containing protein 37. The record is from RefSeq and is a predicted model, not a curated record. Gene Ontology annotation, cellular component: preribosome, large subunit precursor. NCBI's taxonomy places the organism in Eukaryota, Metazoa, Chordata, Actinopteri, Moronidae. The transcript has 14 exons. Gene Ontology annotation, molecular function: protein binding. The coding region runs from base 211 to 1698 and encodes 495 amino acids.